AUGUUUAAGAGAAAGUCUAGAUACAACGUGGCCUAUACCGGCGUCGACCAUGUGCCGCUUCCUUCACAAGAACCAGAUAGUGGAGCCACGGCUGCUGCACGCUCAAUUGGUGAGUCGUUGAAAAAAGCUCAGCCAGAACUCUACGGCAAGCCUCAGGCCCAACAGCAGGCAGCACCCCAAUCGCGCAAUUCGAGUCUCUUAAAGCGAAACUCGUUGCUUCUGUCCAACAACAAGGCUGCAGCCUCUCCAAAGCCACAGGCUAGAACUGGUGCUCACCAGGCCCCCACCACCCACAGACAAGCACCACACAGGGCGCCAAAUGGGUCGAGUAUCCAAGGUGAGUCAACUAGAUUGAGCUCUCUCAAUGCAAAUAACGAGGCUCGUUUGCGUGACUUGAAGUUACUGCACCAGCCGCAAGGCCUCGACCAUCAAGCACCUGUCAAGAUGAUAAAGAAGUACAUCCCAACCCCCAAUGGUAUCCAAGUGAUUGAGGUUCCAGAAAGUUCGUACAAGCAGGAAUUAGCCCGCUCUAACUCAAUGCGCUCUGGCUUAGCCAUUCGUAGUGGUCUGUUGUCUCGCCAUACAAGAACACCUUCUCUCAACUCAUCCUCUGGUCAUAGACCUCCUAAAGUUCAACAGAAUGUCAGAAAGUCGCCUGGACUGCGGCUCUCGUCUUUCACAAAUCAACCUAGCAUCGCAGAGGAGCCCGAUAUGCUAGCGGAAUCAAGAGAGGAAACCAUUCAAAGAAUCAAAGAACUGGCUUACCUCAAGUCUGAGCUCGAGAAGGAAAGACUCAGAGCGAAAGAACUCGAACAACAGCGUUUGGAGUACGAGCAGCUCGAAAGCUUGCGCGCUCAAAACGAAAAAAUGUACAAAGAACUUCAAACAUUGAGGGAGAAGGAUCAUUCUAGCGAGCCUACUAGCAACGAAUCUCCAUUACCUAAGACCGUUGAUCCUAAGUUACUUUCGAAUAACGUCGAGGAGCUCCCUGUAUUGAACUCGGACUUCGUGGAUUUUUCCAAUCUCUCUGAUAGGGCCGAAGAAGGUGAUGACGAAGAAGAAGAUGUACCAAUUACUCACGUACCUCUUGCAGUAGACGAAGUAGAUUUGAAACAUGCCAAGAAUGGGAAUUCUGGCUCUUUCCAUCGUGACUCAUUUGUUGAAAGUGCAUACACAAUUGAUGACGACUUCUCUUCCCAAGAACACCCCACAUUCACUUCGGAAUUGGAAGUUCUCGAGACAUAUGAAGAUCAAGUUCCCCCUCCGCUUGCGAUGGAAGACAAAGAUUUUGGCAUCGAGGAGAUUGCUACCGAGCAUUUUGACUCACCAAAGCUCGUCGACCAACAACUACCAACUUUUGAGCCGCCAGCCAUUAUUGCGGACCCAGACGCUGAUGAACAAAAGACUAUUCUGCCCACCUUUGAUCCUGUUCCCGAGGUUAUCAAGGAUUCUAUUCCGAUCCCAAAUGUUGCUUCUUCUAUUCGAUCCAUUUCUAGCAUUGAUUCAAAAUCAAAGCCUAUCAAAUCAGCAAUGAAAAAUUCAAACCCCAAACCAUUAUCCAACAAACAGGGAGUGGUUAGCCCGGCAGAACAGGCGUAUCUCUCUUUGACGACCGCCGAAAACACACGGCUCAACUCGAAGUUAUCAGCAUCUCAAUUGAAUGGCGGCGGUUUAGAACCUAAGCCUACCGUUAAAUCUCCUCCUCCCUCGGUGACAAACACUCCUCUGAAAAGAAUGUCUCAAACACUCAGAAAGCAACCUAGCGCUUCCAGUUUUGCUCCUGGUGGUAUGUCCAAUCGGGCCAUGAGACCUAGAAGACAUUCUGACAUACCUCAGCAUAAACCCGUAGAAGCUACAAGAGAUGUUCAAAGCGGUGGCAUGUCCUCUAGAAAACUCAGAACCGAGCCACAACCAAUUGCUCCCCAUCCAGCUAUGAGCCCCAAUUAUCAAUCACCAUCGAAGCAAAAAGCGGCAGCACUUUACGCGAAAGCAAAUUCGCGUCCUAUCUCUCAUUUCGAGCCAUCUUUGAGAAGAAAGUCCUCAUUCUCAAGAGAAGCUGAGCAUCCAGAUGGCACUCCAAUCGAGCCUCCUCCUAAGCCUCAUAUGCAAUCGUUGCGGUCGCCUGUUUCUAAGCCAUCCAACACUGUGCAUAACACUGUGCAUAGCACUGGGCCUAGCCAAUUUCCAGCCUCAGCUGCUGGAUCACAUCCUGUCGUCAUUCCUAAGCCAGACCCACUUGCUUCGAUACCAAAAGGUGUGCCUCCAGCUUUGAGAGGACCUCAACUGAAUCACGGAGGAAACACUAAGUUUAGGUCCAAGAUUGUCGAUUCCGAUGACGAAGACGGAAAUGUUCCAUUUAGUUCUAGCAUUAAGCCUUCGCGUUUUGUUGAUUCUGAUGACGAGACUCCAGCUGUCAAUGCAGUGCCUGUCAGCAAUGUCAGCAAUACUAGCAAUGUUAGAAAUACCACGAUGAGGCCACUUAGGGAGUCAAAGACUCUGAAGAAAGACGAGCCACCCAAGGAAGAAAAAAAGAAGAAGAAAAAGCUCUUGAAGAAGCUUUUCGGGCUCGGCAAAUAA
Australozyma saopauloensis is the source of this 2577-nucleotide messenger RNA. RefSeq lists its product as uncharacterized. The record is from RefSeq and is a predicted model, not a curated record. The transcript has a single exon. Lineage: Eukaryota; Fungi; Ascomycota; Pichiomycetes; Serinales; Metschnikowiaceae. Bases 1 to 2577 code for a protein of 858 amino acids.